Molecule: messenger RNA, 3587 nt
Organism: Gallus gallus (chicken)
Lineage: Eukaryota; Metazoa; Chordata; Aves; Galliformes; Phasianidae
Gene: HSD11B2
Product: hydroxysteroid 11-beta dehydrogenase 2
Exons: 4
Coding region: 1749-3179 (476 amino acids)
Molecular function (GO): oxidoreductase activity
Source: RefSeq, a predicted model, not a curated record
GGGCGUGGGGAAGGGGACGGGGAAGCCGGGGCGGCUCAGCUGCUGUGGGCACAGGUGCCAUGAGGUCCCCUCCCUCCCCGUAGCCCUGCCAAGAAUGUGUUCCCUCGGCGUGGGCUGACAUCACCCGCAGAGUGCUGCUCUCUCCAAGCGCGCCCGGCAUCCGGGAGGUGUUGGCUGCGGGGCUGUGCUCCACACACACACACACACACACACACACACACACACACACACACACACACACGGGCUUUUGUUCCGUCCCUCCUCCUGCCCACCCCAUGCCUUCGGGGUGGUCCCCAGCAGGGCUGUGCAGAUCCAACUUUCGCUCUGUGUGUGCCCCGUUUGGUGGCUGUGCCUGCUCUUCCCCAUCCUUUGGGGUCUGGUCUGUGCCUUCGUGUCCCCAUAUCCAUCCAGAUGAUGCGCGCUGAAUCCCUCCAUCCCCACCGAUAUCCCUGCUCUGCGUCCUUCCAGCAUCCCCUCCUGCUGUGCUCCCCUUAUCCGUGAGGUUUUUGGGGUGGCACCGCUUGUGGCUUCCUUCCGUCCCCACGAAUCCCUGCCUGGCCCCGGCAGAAGGGCUCAUCUCAGAGCCAACCUCCGCCUGUUUGCCUUGGCAUCCCAGGCAGGAUUUGCACGUGAGCCCCUGGAGACAACAAGCAGCUCAGCUCUAAUCCUCUUGGCUGCAGCGCCUAGGGCUGCUCACGGCCUUGGGGCUUGCACCAUGCACACUCCGUGGCUGCAGUGCAGGAGCUGCUGCUCUGUUCUCCCCAGGUUUUUUCCACCUAGAGGAGCUCUGGGUGUUGCACGUCCUUGAGUGACUCCCAAAAAUGUGCUGGGAGAAAAGUAGGUGAGCAGCGAUGGAUGUGCAAGAGGAUGAGUGUGCCAUGCAGUGAGUGUGCAAGGUGGAGAGAGUGCACAAGGUGAUGACCAUGCAACGCAUUGCACGUGAUGAUUGUGCAGUGCGACAAGCAUGCAAGGUGGUGAGAGUGCAAUGCAAUGGGGAUGCAAAAUGAUAAGCAUGCAAGGUGAUGAGCAUGCAAUGCAAUGAGCAUGCGAGGUGAGGAGUGAGUGACCAUGCAAAGGGACGAACAUACAAGGUGAUAAGCAUGUAAAAGGAUGGCCAUGCGAUGUGGUGAACAUGCCAGGUGAUCAUGCACUGGGCAUGCAAUGUGCUCAGCAUGCAGUGCAAGAGGGCGAGUGUGCAACGCUCAUUUGCUUCAGGUCUUUGCCAGCCCCAAAGCUGCUGCUUCGCUCCCUGUGCCCCACUGAACUUCAGGAGCCCUGCAUGAUGUGUGGGGCAGGUGGUCAGCCCCACUUGCAGCCUGGCUUUGCAGGACAGGGUUUGGGGCUCCUGUUGGGCUCCGGAGGUGCUGCUGUGGUUUGACACUGGGACAGAUUCCGUGCCCCAGUCCCAGGAGGCAUCCGCUCAUACUUUGUUUGCCAGAGUUAUCUUUAUUGUGGUUUUCUCCUGCUCUAUUGGGUAAUGGGGGGACGCACCCCAACUUCUUUAUGGCUUUAUGGCACUGCAGUGAAGGACGUGGGGGCACAGCGCUUAUCGGGCUGUGAGCUCCAGGCACAGCAUGUGGCCAUGCUGUGGGUUUCUAUGACUGAAAAGGGGGGCUGGGUGGGCUAACCCUACGUGGCUCCCCCUGUGCACAGCGUUCCCACGUCCUGCGUGGUGCAGCUGUCCCCAAGAGCACCCGUGGUGCCUGGGCAGGGUGCAGCUGGGGCCAACCCAGCAGCACUCCCUGUUAAUGGUUAAUGGGGCCGCGCUAUCGGCGCUGCCAUCAGCUGGGAACACGCUGUUCCACACCGCCUGUUUGCUCUCAGCCCCAUCUCCUGCAGGGCUCUCCCUUGGGCACAGGGCCGGCUUGGGUGCUGCCAUGUGGGACAUCCCUUGGGGUGCCCCGGGGUCUGGAAGGGGACAGAAGCACACGCAGUUCCUUUCCCCCCCCCAUUAUUCCCAAUCCCCUGUUUGGUUUUGGCCAUCUGACAUCUCCCCGGCCUCGCAGUGGUGGAGGUGGGGACGCUGUGGGUCCCCGUGUGUCACCGCAGGGCUCAGAGCCCAUCGUGCCGCCGUCUCGUGGGUGCCCCCCUGCGCUCAGCCCUUUAUCAGCUGUCAGCAUCAGCAGGGCGAUGGGUUUGCCGAUAAGGAGUGUUUUCUUCCUCCUGUGCGAGAGAGAAAAAACAGCAGCGCUGUGACCUGCGGGUGCCCCGGGACAAGGUCAUGUCCCCAUGGGGUCCCUGCACGGCCAUCCCCGGCCCUCACAGCGCUACCAUUGGCUCUUGCAGGCUGCGAUUCCGGCUUUGGGCAGGCAACAGCGCGGCACUUGGACUCCUUGGGCUUCCGUGUCUUCGCCAGCGUGCUGGACCCACGCGGCCCUGGCGCACAGGAGCUGCAGAGGAGCUGCUCGGCCCGGCUCACGCUGCUACGCAUGGACCUCACCAAGCCCGAGGACAUCCAGAGCGUCCUGCAGCACAUCCAGGCCCACACCAAUGGCACAGGUCUCUGGGGCUUGGUGAACAACGCCGGCUUCAAUGACAUCAUCGCUGACGCUGAGCUCUCGCCAUUGGGCAACUUCCGCACCUGCAUGGAGGUGAACUUCUUUGGCUCACUGGAGCUCACCAAGGGGCUGCUGCCCCUACUGCGCUCCGCUGGCGGCCGCAUCGUCACCGUCAGCAGCCCUGCAGGUGACCUGCCCUUCCCCUGCCUGGCAGCCUACGGGGCGUCGAAGGCUGCGCUCAGCCUGCUCAUGGACACGUUCCGCAGUGAGCUGCAGCCCUGGGGUGUCAAAGUCAGCCUCAUCCUGCCUGGGUACUUCAAAACAGCCACCUGCGACCCCGACUUCUGGAAGCUGCAGAAGGAGCAGCUGGUGGCCCGCCUGCCCCGGGAGCUGCUGCAGGCUUACGGCGAGGACUACGUGGAGGAGAUCAACCGGCAGUUCAUCCAGUUCAUGAAGGUGGCCGUGGAGGACCUCAGCGCGGUGGUGAACAGCAUCACGGACGGGCUGCUGGCUGCCAACCCGGCCGUGCGCUACUACCCAGGGCAGGGCCUUGGGCUCAUGUAUUUCAUCCACCGCUACCUGCCCUACUUUGUCCGAGACUUGUUCCUCAGAGGAUUAUUCAUCAACCCCAAGCUGCCCCGAGCGCUGCGGCCGGAACACAAGGACGCCAAGAAGCCCUGACCUCGGCCGCGUAGAGGGCACCCAUCAGCACUAGACCUAAAACCAAAUCGCUUUUCCCAAAUCAGGCAGAUGCAGAUCUAUUUUCUAUUGUGCGAGAAUCAACGUUUUCUAGAGACUUGGGUGUUUUUUGUAUUAUUAUUAUUGUAUUUUUUUUGUUUUCUAACCGCCGCACUCCCCACGCCUGACUCCGCGCGCUGGGACGCACCUCGGGCAUUUCUCAGCCACGUGGCAGCUCGUUGAGCACUGCCAGAGCCCUGCAGCCAGGCCAGGCCAGCCCCUGCCUCCCCGUCCCACGCUCCGUGUGCCCCCAGCGCUGGCAGGGGCCGAGGCUGGGCUGCGGGUGCCGCAGAGCUCCGCACCGGAUGAAAUACGUGAUUGUCACUUUUUCAAUAAAUCUGUUCUUGAUAA